AUGAAAAAUCAAAUCAAAAGUCAAGCUGCUCUUAGGCAGAAAUUUGAUACGAAUCGUCUGUGGGAAUGGCAAGCAUCGCAAAAGAAUCGUCCACUAUUUAUUUUACAUGAUGGACCGCCAUAUGCUAAUGGUCCACUACAUAUGGGACAUUUUCUAAACAAAAUUCAAAAAGAUGUUAUAUGUCGAUAUAAAUUACUGAACGGUUACAAAAUUGAUUUUCGUCCUGGAUGGGAUUGCCAUGCUCGUCAAUUUGCGACGGAUGCAAUAGAGUUACAAAAGAAAGAAUUCCAGUCAUGGUCAAUUUUAGCUGAUUGGAAUAAUUGUUAUAAAACAUUCGAUAAAGAAUACAUUAUUGACGAAAUUAAAUUAUUUUGGAAACUAUACGAAAAAGGAUUUCUAUAUCGUCAAUAUAAACCUGUUUACUGGUCUCCAAGUGUUCAGUCAGCAUUAGCUGAAUCAGAACUUGAAUACAAUGAUAAACAUAAAAGGUUCGUUACAAAACAUAAUAAAUAUUUUAAAUUAUUAUUGUAUUAUUUUUCUGUUAGUAUGGCAAUUUAUGUCAGAUUUCGAGUACAAGAUUCCAUAGUUAGUCUGGUAUCUGGGAGUACUGAUUUAUCUAAUUUACCACUUUAUGUACUUAUUUGGACAACAACUCCUUGGUCACUUAUUGCAAAUGAAGCGGUAGCUGUGAACGAAAAACUUCAAUAUGCAUUUUUGAAAACAGUUGAUAAUGAUAUUUAUAUAGUCUCUGAAUCCCUUGUUGAAAAUGUUAAAAAACUCGAACCAUUUAUAGACAGUAAAGUGAUUGGCUAUUGUACAGGUUCUAAAUUGGCUGAUAUUCAUUAUCAGCAUCCAAUUUAUUCUGAUUCUAUUCAUCAUCGUAUAGUAACAAAUGAUCAUGUUUCAUCAAGUAUUGGAACUGGUCUCGUACAUAUAGCUCCAGCACAUGGUCCAGAUGAUUUUAAAUUAUCAAUAAAAUACAAUUUAAAGUGUGUAAAUGCUGUUGAUAAGAAUGGUUAUCUCGAUUGUCCAUCAAUUAAAUCUUUACAUGGCAAAAAUGCAUUUUAUAUUGACGAUGGUAUAAAAUCAAUAAUUAAUUAUUUAGAUAAAAAUGUUAUUUAUCAAAGUGAAUAUAUUCAUUCUUAUCCGUAUGAUUGGCGAACAAAACAGCCAGUAAUUAUUUUGGGUAGUAAACAAUGGUUUAUUGAUACUAACCAAUUACGUGAUAAUGCAAAAGAGUAUUUAAAAGAUCAUGUUGAUGUUUAUCCUGAGGGUGCUGGAAACAGUUUUCAAGCAAUGACAUCUCAACGACCAUAUUGGUGUAUAUCGAGACAACGCCACUGGGGUGUACCAAUACCAGUAUUUUAUAAGAAAAAUAAUAUGGAUGAAAUAAUUGUUAAUCAAGAAAUAAUUGAUCAUUUAAUUAAACAAAUAGAUAAAACAAAUUCAAUUGAUAUAUGGUGGUCAAAAGAUAUUAAAGAUAUUCUACCAGAUGAAAUGCAUAAUCAAGAAAAUAAUUUAGUCCGAGGAAAUGAUAUAUUUGAUGUUUGGUUUGAUAGUGGAUCAUCUUUUUACUCAAUACUCAAAGAUUCUUAUUAUCAAGCUGAUUUAUAUACCGAAGGACAUGACCAAUUUAAUGGUUGGUUUUUAUCAUCAUUAUUAUUAACAAUAGCUGUUCAAUCAACUUCACCAUUUAAAACGUUAUUUGUACAUGGAUUUGUUGUUGAUAAACAAAGUCAAAAAAUGUCAAAAUCAAUUGGUAAUGUAACAUCACCAUCAGAUGUGAUCUAUGGAAAUGCACCAUCGAAAAAACAGAAUUCAGAAAAUAAUUAUUUUCUUGAAAAUGGUCUUGAUGUUUGUCGUGAAUGGGUUACAAGAGAAAGUUAUAAGCCAACUUGUAAAGCAAGCGUCGAAGAUUUUAACAAUGCACAUAAACGUGUAUUUGAUAUUCGAAAUAUUUUUAGAUUUUUAAUUGGUAAUUUAUAUGAUUACAAUCAUUCACAUCAUGAAGUAUCUGUAAAAGAUUUGACAACAGUUGACAGGUAUAUGGCAUAUCGUUUAUCACAAAUAAUUAAAAAGUAUCACAAUGAUUUUGAUCAAUACAGUUUUUAUCGUUCAUUGAUUAUAUUAGAAGAUUUUAUGUACAGUGAAGUAUCUGGAUUUUAUUGUUCCAUAACAAAAGAUCGACUUUAUUGUUAUCCAUCUGACUCAUAUUUACGACGUUCAACUCAAACUGUGUUUUAUUAUUUACUCAAAUGUCUCAAUGAACGUUUGGCACCCAUUAUGCCAUUUCUAGCACAAGAAAUUCACAAUGAAUUAAAGACACUAGAGGGGGCUACAGAACAUUAUGAUGUGUUUCACAAUCAAUUUACGAAUAUUGAUGAAAAGUUUUCGACAUUAUCAUCCGAAAUAAAAUUACUUAUGACGUCUAUAUUGAGCGUACGUGAUACAUUUAAUAGUCUAACAGAAGGAAAACGACCAGCUAUGUUCGACUGUUUUCUAUAUAUGGAUGAACAAAAUCAGACACAUUUUGAUCACAUAAAAAAGUUUCUUAUACCACAAUCUUCGAAUCUGUCAUCGUCGUAUGAGUAUUGGGAACCUCUCGAAGAAAUUCUUCAAUGUUCACAUGUCUAUACUCAAUCACUAUCUGAAAUAGAUGUAACCAAAGAAACAAUGUCAAGUGUUCAUAUUACUCCUGAUAAUCCCUUCAGUUAUGUUUUGAAAAUUAAACGAACAUCUUUACAUUCAUGUCCACGAUGUCGUUUGUUUAAAUCUAGUCAUGACAAUGAAUUAUGUUCCCGGUGUCUACAAACGUUAGAGUUAAAUCAUACAAAUCAACAAAAAUUAAAAGUUGAUAGAAGUUGA
Molecule: messenger RNA, 2865 nt
Organism: Didymodactylos carnosus
Lineage: Eukaryota; Metazoa; Rotifera; Eurotatoria; Philodinida; Philodinidae
Source: the annotation of a GenBank genome assembly